Rotaria sp. Silwood2 is the source of this 1251-nucleotide messenger RNA. The record is from the annotation of a GenBank genome assembly. NCBI's taxonomy places the organism in Eukaryota, Metazoa, Rotifera, Eurotatoria, Philodinida, Philodinidae.
AUGCGUCAUAAUUCAAAUGAUUCAAAUAGCUCUAAUGAUUUAAUCAUUCCAGAAUAUCUUCUGAAAAAAUUUCCAUUUAUUCAAACACUUAUAGUCUAUUCAAAUCUUAUUAUGAAGAGCAAAUAUGAUUUUACAUUCUUAAAUAUUAUAUUGAAUAAUAUGUUUAGAAAUCUAAGUACUGAAGAAAGAGGUUUUCGUUAUGAAGAUGCUGUACGUCAAUUUGCGACCAGCUUAUACAUACUUGGAGGUCGUACCGCAUAUGAGUUCAUCCGUGUAAACAUUCCUGCAUUCCUUCCAACUGUACGAAUUAUUCAAUCAUUUAUUGCAGCUUCAGAUAACCAUCUGACAGAAGGACUAUUUAAUUAUGAAAAAGCUAGCGAUUAUUUUAAUUCUAUUCAAUCAACUAUAGGUUUUAUAGCUGAAGACACUACUGCAGUCGUUUCUAAAGUUACGUAUGAUACAACAUCCAACAAGUUUAUUGGCUUUGCUCUCCCUCUCGAUAAUAAUGGAUUUCCCAUCGCCAACUCGUAUUCAACGGAAUCAUUUAGUUGUCUUGAAGAAUGGUAUUCUAGUGUACCGAGAGCAAAGUCACUCAAUGCUUAUCUGAUUCAACCGCUUUCUUCGUCAGCUAACAAUACUUCGCCGUAUCUUCUCUCAGCUUAUGGUACAGAUAAUAAAUAUGAAUCUUCCGAUGUUAUUUCACGUUGGCAUCAUAUUCACCAAAAAUUUAAAGCAAAAGGUAUCCGUAUUCUUGGUUUUUCAACAGAUUGCGACAGUCGUUAUCUUCAUGCUAUGCGAGCAUCUUUGGGUUUUUUUUCUACCUUUGCUUAUGACGACCAUCCAGAUCUGUUUUCUAUCGAUCUUCCCAGGACCUGGUCCUGGUUCUUCAUGCAACAUGAGCAACUUUACAUAUGUUUCCAAGAUCCUGUACACAUCUGCACGAAGCUACGCAAUAGAAUUCUGUCUGAAACAACACAUCUGCUUUUAGGAGAUCAACUAAUUACUAUUGAACCACUUCUAGAUAUGAUUAACAAUUAUUCAAAAUUUGAUCAUGCAUUAGUACGUUCUGAUAUAAAUCCAAAGGAUCGACAAAACUAUAGUUCAGCAGCAAAAAUCUCUAGUAACAACGUAUUGAAUUUACUUCAAAGAAUUCCAAAUUCAUUGGGCAUAAAUAUUUAUUUACAGGUCUGUAAAAAAAACAUGUCUAAAAAGCACGAAAUGACUUCAUUAUCAACUUUUUUUAAAAGAUAA